This is a messenger RNA of Trichoplax adhaerens, 978 nucleotides long. RefSeq lists its product as uncharacterized. Bases 1 to 978 code for a protein of 325 amino acids. The record is from RefSeq and is a predicted model, not a curated record. Lineage: Eukaryota; Metazoa; Placozoa; Uniplacotomia; Trichoplacea; Trichoplacidae. The transcript has 9 exons.
AUGGAGUAUCUUAAGCAGAGACAAAUCGCUCUAGAGCUACAAAAGGAAACUGAGCAAAAAAUACUUGAAGAAAAUGCAUGGCGUCGUAAUCAACAAUUACUAUCAGAAGCAGAAACGCAGCGGCGAAUGAUGAUAAAAACUGAAGAAGAUAAGCUACUAAAUCAGAAAUCAAGACUACAAGCAAUGAAGCGAGAACUUGUAAUGAAAGAAUUACAAUUGCUAGAUGCUGCUAGACGUAACGUUCUUCACGAUGACAAAGUACAAAAAGAAAACGAAGUUAAAAGAUUAGAUGAAGAAUUGGAGAGAAUAUCCAAACGAAGAGAAGAAGAAACAAGAAGUGCACUAGCGGAGAUGGAAUUAAAAGCAUUAGAGCUGCGUGUACAAAAAGAAAUGUUUACACAGGAAUUGGCACGUGAACAAUCGAAAAAUGUCUUACAUUCUAAAGCUGAUUUAGAUGCUAGAAGAAAUCAAGUAGAAAUUAAAGACUAUCUCGUUGAAAGAGAACGGCAGAAGAUCGAAAAUGACUUAAAUGAGAGACGAAAGCUUUCUCACCAAGCAAAACUAAAUAAAGUUGAAGAUGAUGAGGUGGAAGCAAUUAUGAAAAUGAUUGAAAAGGAUUCGAAAAACACCACUGAGAAGUAUCAAGAAGAGUUACUAAAAUUGAAUAAACCAUUGGAAGCUAAAAUUUUACGAAAAUAUAAAGAAGAUAACGAUAAAGAAAGAGAAGAAGUAACUAACGUAGGGAAUGUACGUCAUUCCGUUAAUCCACUAAUUGCAACUACUGAUGAAAGAUUUUUGAUAAGUCGAGGUGGUUCAGACUUGCCCACUGAGCAUCAUGUUAUACCAGAUUUUGAGCAAAGAAAAAAAUUUGAAAGGCAAGAAGUAGCUUUACUAUCUGAUGUAAACAAGCUAAGGAGUAAAAUUGCUGCCUCAAAUCGACAAUUUUCAAAAGAAUCUGAUGAUAGUGGUUCGAGAUAA